Molecule: messenger RNA, 396 nt
Organism: Bacidia gigantensis
Lineage: Eukaryota; Fungi; Ascomycota; Lecanoromycetes; Lecanorales; Ramalinaceae
Exons: 2
Coding region: 1-396 (131 amino acids)
Source: RefSeq, a predicted model, not a curated record
AUGCAUUCUACAAACCUCUUCGCGGCCGUGCUCGUGGGAAUUCUGUACAUCCAGACCGCGGUAUCCCACCAUAUCAAUUGCACCUCAGCGCAGCGCAUUUCCAUCGCCAAGCAGAUACCAGCGGCGUACAAUCUUCCAACGCCCGCGGAAAGCGCAGCAGCUUUCGAAAAGGUCCCCUUCGCAGCAAACUCUUCCGUUGUGAUAGUCACCCCAGAGCUCCCUGCAACAACGGUAGCCACGAAUCGGACAGCAACCCUUGCGUUCGCAGAUGCAACGCGUCUAGCGUUCGAGCACGUCAGUGGCACGUACAAGGAUUUUGCCAAUGGCACGACUGUUAUCUUUGCCGACGUGGUGAGUACAAUUGUCAAGUUUGUGCCUGUAGCAUCCGACAAGUAA